Molecule: messenger RNA, 593 nt
Organism: Racocetra persica
Lineage: Eukaryota; Fungi; Glomeromycota; Glomeromycetes; Diversisporales; Gigasporaceae
Source: the annotation of a GenBank genome assembly
AUGGGCCGCAAAGAAUUCAUUCAGGAUGUCAAGACGCUUAAAGAACAUUUUCGUGGCUUAAGUUCUAAAAGUGCCGCUUUGGUAAAAGACUUUGAUUUUUCGGAUCCGGAAUUAAGUUUCAAGUUUACAUACAAGACUGGAAAAUCGUUUACUGUACAGAUCUUUGUCAAUGAUUCAUCUUUACAGUCUUAUCCAUCUUCGUUCAGUGCAUUUAUAUGUGUGGACAAUGCAAAUGAUGAUGAAUCUAAUACUGCUGCAAAGUGCUUAUCUAACGUCUGCAUCGAUAAAAAAUCGGUGAGCGAAGUUGUGGCAACUAUCGUAUCUAAACUAUGCGAACAUUUCAAGAUUUCUCUUCCAAAAGAACUCUCUAUGAACUCUUUAAUUAAAUUUGCUCGUUCUGCUGGAGGUUCUUCAGCUGCAAAGCCUACACCAUCGACAGUUCAGACUCCAAUUAUGAUGCUAAAUCGAGAUUUGGCUGAGGUGAAACAUUUUAAAUAUAAUGCUGAACUGCUUUGUGCGGAUCAAAUUGGCUUCAAAGUGGCCGUUUCUAUGCCGGUAACUCGACUUGGGCUGAGUUCAGAAGCUUGUGAUGC